Magnolia sinica is the source of this 1812-nucleotide messenger RNA. RefSeq lists its product as uncharacterized. The transcript has 3 exons. Gene Ontology annotation, molecular function: zinc ion binding. The record is from RefSeq and is a predicted model, not a curated record. Bases 403 to 1446 code for a protein of 347 amino acids. Lineage: Eukaryota; Viridiplantae; Streptophyta; Magnoliopsida; Magnoliales; Magnoliaceae.
CCAAGCCACGUCCCCUCUACUGGUCAGCAGCAAUUUUAGGGUCUGUUUGGGAGACGCCUAAAAAAAAUGCGGUCGCCACAUCGCUCUCACCAUCAUCCGACCAUCUCUCUCGCGAUCUCUCAAUCUCUCCGUCUCCCCAUCUCUCCGUCUCGUUUGCAUCUCAAUCCCUCCGUCUCUCGCCUACCUCUUUCUCCGCUGCCCCGCCCAACAAGAAGAAAGAAAGAAAAUGAGUACUUUGAAAUCAGAGAUAUAAAUGAAAUUCCCUUAAUUUGAUGGGCAUUUGGAUCUCAAGAUUGCAUUGUUGUUUUUUAGCUACAAAUCUGCAAAUUGGGCAUUUCUGCAUUGGAUAGUUGUUUAUUAGUGUGUAUAUUGGGAUCAAUUAGAGGUAUAGAAUAAGAAAGAAUGGACGUCCCAAUAUUGGAGGUAGGACAUGAUCAAAAGACGCUUGAUUCAAUGAUGGAGGGUGGGCCAGUGUUUCACUGUGAUCUUUGUGAUUCUGAAUUGGUGAACAAGAUAGUACUACUCUUGCUCACAGGAUUAUCGUCAGCUUGUGUUGAUAACACCACCGGCGAUCUAUUCAAGAGCCCUGCAUUGGUGGCUGUUGAUAUGAGAAAGGAGAUGGUAGAUUAUCUUAUCCAACGGAGUGAAACACAUGUUGCAGAAACCGUGAUUGAAGAAGAUAAUCCGGAUACAGAAACCUCCGAUCAUCCCACUGAUAUCAUUGAGGAUUUUCUUGACGAUUUCACUAGUUUAAAGCGGAAUAUGCUUAGCCGUGUUUCAGGGUGGUUACUUAGUGAAAGGAGAGAGGACAAGAUAGAUGACUUCGUACAGGAGAUGGAAAUUAAUGGGUUUUGGUUGAUGGAUAGGAGGGCAUCUGUUGCACAGACUCUUCUGAGGAAUGUCGAUUUCAAGAAUGAGUUCCACUGCGAAAUGAAAUUCGACACCAUCGAAGAGCUCUCAGAGCAUAAAAGUCAAUGCAUUUUCAGGUCUUUGAAUUGUACGAAUGAGGGCUGCAAUGCUAGAUUUUGUGCGGUCCACAAGGAGAAGCAUGAAGGAAUUUGCCCAUUCAAGGUUCUUCCAUGCGAGCAGAAGUGUUCAGCGAUGAUCGUGAGGCAUGAGAUGGACAGGCAUUGUAUUACUAUUUGCACCAUGAAGCUCGUGAACUGCCCUUUUUACCCCGUGGGCUGUCAAUCUGCUUUUCCAGUGUGUACCAUUGAGCAGCACUGCUCAGAGUUUCUUCGUUCACAUGUGAUGCACAUCCUUCAUGUAAUUCAUAAGCAGGUGGCAUCGGAGGACAAUCUGAAACAACACAUGGAAGCUCUGGAGAAGUCGCCAUCCUUCAGUAAGCUUUCAAAAGCUCGAGACCCAAGAUCUUUAACUUUGGCCGUCAAGGAGCAAGAAGCGAAGAUUGAGAAGAAAGCAGAAGAUGAUGGUGUUGAUAGUUAGAAGAGCAUAUGGACUGCCAACAUGUCAAUCCAAGUCUCCGUUCCACGCCGCCAUGUUGCAAGCUAGCAAAAAGCACAGCAACAGUAAACCCCUGCAGUCAUGAAAGACUGAGAUUUCUGCCUCCCCACACUGCAACAAGAUACGUUAUUUAUCUACGUUUUUCUUUGGACUGCAUCUAUCCCAUUCAUUGCCUGUUUCUAGAGUUCACACCAAUGGUACUUGAUUUCUUGCAUUCUUUUGGUUCACGUAAAGCUACAGAUGCGAAGCAGUCUGUGACGACUGAACAAAAAGCUUUUUUGGGUCCGUGUAACUGAUCUUAAUCUUUCCGAUACAUGGCUAAAACACGUCGGAAGUUGAAGCGCAAAA